AUGAAGUACAGCCACGAGCUCAUGGAUGGUACAAGUUUCUGGCACUUUAUUCAAUCCUGGGCGGAGGUCUCUUGUGGAAAACCAAUCUCCCAGCCUCCUUUUGUGGUUCCAUUCCCGAUUGGAAUCCCAUCUAGCGAUGCUCCUCCUCCACCAGUUCCCAGCGGAGGAAUGCUCACUCUGCUCGAUCGAAAUGCGCCGGAUCCGGGGCUUUUCGGCUACAAGUCCUUCCCGAGAACUCGGAGGUUCCGAUUCGGGAAGCUCAUGAUCCAGGCUCUCAAGCAGAGAAACCCCGAGUACUCCACAUUCCAGCUCCUAUCAUCGCACAUCUGGUGGAAAGUUUGCUUAGCUCGCGGCUUGGGCGACAAAGACACCACCAAGCUGUUCUUCGCGGUGAAUUGCCGAGGGCGAUUCCCGCACCUCCCGAAAGAGUAUCUCGGCACUCCCGCUGCAUGGGCGAUGGCGUCGGCGAAGUGUGGCGAGAUGGAAUCGCUGGGAAUGAUCUCCUCGCUCAUCAAGAAGACGAUCAGGGAGUUUAGCGAGGAGAGCUGGGGCGUGUCGGCGGGGUUUCUCGAGCACUACGCGGGUGGAGAGUCGAGCGACAAGGCGGUGCUUGAUAUGAGGCCGGACAAGGACUUGUACAUUGGGAGCUCGUUCUAUUUCCCGGUCUUCCACGAGUUCUCGUGGGGGACCCCGUGCGAGAUGGCCAUGGCGCAAGCUCCAGCGAAUGGGCGAAUGUAUUACUUCCCGGGCAAAGAGAAAGGCAGCGUGGAUCUCUACAUCACGCUGCAACACCAGGCAAUGGACAAGCUCGAGAACGACGCAUCUUUCUGCGACAUGCAGGUUGCGAUCCACUUGAAAGCAACUAACAGAACCACAGUCCAUUAUUUCAUCUCUUUUAAUAUUUGUUCUGGAGAUUCUUCAGCGUUGGAGCGAGAAUUUGGAGUAGCUGUGCACGCGGUAGAUCGUGAUCACGAGUCGAAAUGUUAG
Molecule: messenger RNA, 987 nt
Organism: Selaginella moellendorffii
Lineage: Eukaryota; Viridiplantae; Streptophyta; Lycopodiopsida; Selaginellales; Selaginellaceae
Product: rosmarinate synthase
Exons: 2
Coding region: 1-987 (328 amino acids)
Source: RefSeq, a predicted model, not a curated record